GAGCCGAGCUGCCGAUGACCAGCUCAGAAAACUGGCUCCAAACGCUUACAAAAUGAGUAGUCUGCGCUGCAAGAUCCUACAGUUGGCUGUGCUGCUGAUGCUGGCUGCUUUGCAGAUGGGAGCCGACCACUUGGACAGCGAUGAAUGCGGCUGCGGGCGGCGGGGUUGAGAUGAGACAUCAAUAAACAAGCGACGAGCAAUGCAUACAA
Drosophila elegans is the source of this 209-nucleotide messenger RNA. RefSeq lists its product as uncharacterized. Bases 53 to 169 code for a protein of 38 amino acids. NCBI's taxonomy places the organism in Eukaryota, Metazoa, Arthropoda, Insecta, Diptera, Drosophilidae. The record is from RefSeq and is a predicted model, not a curated record. The transcript is spliced from 2 exons.